Molecule: messenger RNA, 514 nt
Organism: Drosophila busckii
Lineage: Eukaryota; Metazoa; Arthropoda; Insecta; Diptera; Drosophilidae
Exons: 1
Coding region: 76-414 (112 amino acids)
Source: RefSeq, a predicted model, not a curated record
UUUAGUCAGAAAAGUUCAUAGCUUCACAACAUACGUACAAAAUUCUAAAUUUUUUCGUUACUUAAAUUUCAGAUUAUGGCUGAGGAGUAUAUCAUUUUGACCCCAUUCAAUUGUGUCCGGGAGUGCAGUCUGCUGCUGUCCAGUCCCAAGGAGCGAAAUUUAUGUAUUUCCGCCGUUCUGUUUAGUUUGUAUUGUGGCGUGCUAAUCUAUCGCACUUACAACAAGCAUCUGAACGAUCUGGAGAUCAAAAUGCAAGAAUCAGUUAGUGUAAGGCACGAAGAGUUGGAGGCAUCUGAUAGUUUGGACUUGGAGCCGGUGCCUGUGACCUCGAACGAAAUGUUGGUACCAGAUAUCUCAAUUCAGGGUGAACUCAAAUCGCAAUCUGAGGCCGAAUCGUAUCAAGUAACGCUAUAGGCAGCAGAGAAGCUUUCAUAUAUAAAUAGACAAGAGUACUUAAAUAUUUUCUAAGAACAAAAUUUACGCUAAUAAUCAGAUAAUAUUAAAUUAUAAUCAA